AUGGCGCUCCCUCGCGGCUUCUUCACUGCGGCAACGCUCGCCCUCGUCGCCCUCCUCGCGGCGUCCCUCCUCCCCGCCUCUCAGGCGCGCAAGGACGCGCUCAGCUCCGCGGACGACGCUUCCGCCGCGCUCUCCACGUCCGCCUCCGCGGACGCCGCCGUCUCUAAUGCCGCGGGCGGCAUGAGCGGCGCGGAGGCGAUCGCUGAUAUGACCCAGCGCCAGGGCCCGCGGAUUCUUCACUAUGAGUCUUAUCACGCGGAUGAGCCUCUCCCGGAGCACCUGAAGGAUAUGGAGGUGCACAGGCGCGAGCUUCAGUCUAACCCCCCCCUUACCGAUAAUUGCGGCAGGACGACCCUGAGAAUCGCUCAGAAGUACGUGGGCGUUUGGUAUCAGAAGAACUACAUCUUCAAUCUGACCAUGGUCAACAGGUGCAAGUACAGCAUCGUGAGCCCGCUCAUCCUCUUCAACUGCUUCGACUUCGGCAAUCUGAUGGUUGGCUCGCUCGACAACCCCGCGCGCUACCCUUCACGGUUCCAGAACGUUCCGGUCUUCAGCCCUUGCUGCGUUGAGAGGUUCAAGAAGGGCAACUGCGCGAUUCAAUUCAACCAGGGCCCCAGGGGUAAUGUCCAGUUUUACCCCGGGCAGACUCAGAGCUUUCUUUACGCGUGGAAUUACCCGGUUGAGCCGUGCGUUCGGGAGCUGCACUUUGCGAACGGGGAUACGUAUUUCAUGCCCGACGAGUUUGUGCGUACGGAGUGUACUCGUCCUGUUUUGUAUGGUGUUCCUAAGUAG
Molecule: messenger RNA, 792 nt
Organism: Closterium sp. NIES-65
Lineage: Eukaryota; Viridiplantae; Streptophyta; Zygnematophyceae; Desmidiales; Closteriaceae
Source: the annotation of a GenBank genome assembly